This is a messenger RNA of Phalaenopsis equestris, 1402 nucleotides long. Its product is annotated as traB domain-containing protein. Bases 30 to 1268 code for a protein of 412 amino acids. The record is from RefSeq and is a predicted model, not a curated record. Lineage: Eukaryota; Viridiplantae; Streptophyta; Magnoliopsida; Asparagales; Orchidaceae. The transcript is spliced from 9 exons.
AAAUAAUUCAAAAAAAAAAAAAAAAACCUAUGCUUGGCUGCGCCCGCUUUCUCGCUCAGAUAACUCCCAAAUCUAUCCUGUACAACUCGCCGCCCCUCCGGCGCCGGCGACUCUUCACAAGCGGUAUCGUAAAAUCCAUUGAUCUCCUUCCCUCACGCAAUCCCUCCUCAAAUCUCAACAACCCCUUUUCCACGAAGAUGGAUCGCAACACUGGCGCUGAGCCUUCGGUGGAGGACUACGUUCACCUCUCUGAUUCGGAUUUGCGUGUGGCGACCCCUAGCACGAAAUAUGGUACCGAUCCCGAGGGCGACGCAGCUUCCGUGUCAGUUGACGAACGUGAGGUGCGUGGGGAGUUCGAGGAGAGGAGAAUUGGGGGUUCCGGCGAGGGAGGGUUUGAGGAGAGGAGGAUUCUUCCGGAGGAGCUAGCGAAGGCGGUUUUGCAUCUGGAAUGCGAAUCGUCAGCUGAGGGGGGACGCUGCGACGUAUACUUGGUAGGAACGGCGCACGUUUCUCAGGAAUCGUGUAAAGAAGUUCAGGCUGUCAUCAGGUACCUGAAACCAGAGGUUGUUUUCUUAGAAUUGUGCUCAAGCCGCGUAGCAAUUUUGACCCCCCAAAACCUGAAGGUUCCCACCUUCAAUGAAAUGAUUGACAUGUGGAAGAAAAAAAAAGCGAACACUUUUGGAAUUCUCUACAGUUGGUUUCUUGCCAAGGUUGCUGAGAGACUUGAGGUUUUCCCUGGUGCAGAAUUCCGUGUGGCAUUUGAGGAGGCAGUUAGUUAUGGUGCUAGGGUUUUUCUUGGUGAUCGUCCUGUGAAUAUUACAUUGCGGAGAACGUGGGGGAAGAUGUCAAUAUGGCACAGGGCAAAGUUUUUAUAUUACAUAAUCUUUCAAACUUUUUUUCUGCCCAGCCCCGAAGAUCUCAAUAAGAUGCUGAAGGAUAUGGAUGAUGUUGACGUCCUAACACUUGUCAUUCAAGAGAUGAGCAAGGCUUUUCCUACUAUCAUGGAGACAGUGUUACAUGAGCGGGAUAUCUACAUGUCCUCAAAACUAUUGAAAGUAGCUAGUGAACACUCUUCAGUUGUUGCAAUUGUGGGUAAAGGGCAUUUGCCUGGAAUAAGGAAGAAUUGGAAGCAGCCUGUUGAUGUAAAGCUUCUGUUGCAAAUUACUGGUACCAGCGCUGCCAUUUCCAAGACAAAGAUUAUAGCAGCAGGUGUUGCUGUUGCAGGAGUUGCUGCGGCCUAUAGCAUCUAUCUCAUGGGCAAACGGUAACAAAUGAAUCAAUUAAUCAGUUUGAUUUUAUAGACAUUUCUGUUUCAAAUUCUGUAUCAUUAAUGUCUAUGAAUGAAUUCUGUUCUUUUGCAAUUGAAACAUUGAUAUUUAUUAACCAUCAUAAAUGGGUUUAA